AUGUCAGCAGGGGUCAUUUCUCAAGCAGGGUCGGCGGUGGCCAUGAUCGGAGCGAACCUUCGCUUCGGUUCAGCAGGGGCUACAAACUCCUCGGUGGUGAACAAUACUCGCCACUGCCCGCCAGGGGGCGCUGCGAGCGCUGCAGCAUUGUUAGCACUCUCCAGUUUGGGCAUGUCGGCUAAUUUGGCUCUGAUGGCUGUCAUACUUAGCAAAAAGCAGCUGCGAAGGUGGUCUCACGGUCUACUAUUUCACCAAGCGAUAGUGGACCUAGCGCGGGCAGCCAUCUUGUUGCCUCUAGGCAUUGCCGUAUUCCGCUGUCAACCCGUCUACAAAUGUUCCUUGGUAGAAACCGCCUUUUUACUUCUGGUGACGGUGUCAACAGUGAACAUGCUUACUACAGUGCUCAAUGAUAGCCCAAUUUUCCCCGAAAAUGAGGAAGAGCAAGCUGAUUUAUCAGCCCCAUUACUGAUGGACAGCCCACAGUGCGUCCUUUUCGGAACAUUCAUGAUUUGGUUCGCGUCUAUAACGAUAAAUCUCGGGCCUACGUUCUUAUCUGGGGCUUUGGCUGCCAGCGCGGGCUCUUACGGGUCUUACGGGCCGGCGCCGUCGUGCCCACUGGUUCGAGGACCCUUCAGGCAUUACGUACUAAACGCUCUCUGGAUAGGCGUUAACGCUGUCUGCAUCGGAUUGACACUUUUCCACUUGAAAAAGCUCCACCGGGAUCUCACGAAGGCUAACGUAGAAGCAGUACGAGUAGCUGGUUUAGUGACCACGCUUGUCAGCAUGGCAGGUGACAACAGGCGGAUGGAUAACCUGCCCAACAGCGUCGGACCCAGGACUGUGGAUGGCACACUGUCAGACGGUCAAUGUCGUCCGUCAGGGAGUAAUAACCUGCCUCUGGGAGGGGGGCGUCGGCUCCGAGGGUACCUGGCCCGGGUGGAACGGGAGGGGGUCCGAAGGGUCCGCAUGUUCCUGGUCAUCACCGCGGCGUAUGUGCUGUUCUGGGGGCCUUUGUUCCUCAUCACAUUGCUGCACCACCCGGCUUUGACGUCGCAUAUAGCUUAUGAAAUGUAUUUCCAAAUCACUCUACAUAUCUCGUACGUGCACGCCGCGGUCAAUCCGCUGUUGUUCAUGGCUCUGCAUCGAGCUCUGCGCAGGGCGGCGUUGCAGCUGUGCUGCGGCUGCUGCGUGCACUGGAGUCAGUUCGUACUGGCCUUGACUGCUGCUGCUCAAUCGCCUUUAGCACCAGCGUCGUUCUCGCCAGCGGCAGUAUCGCCCGAACCCCCUCCCGCGCCGCCGCCGCCGAUGGCCCCUCCCGCCCCCCCGGCGCCGGCGCACUCCGCGCCUGCGCCUCACACGAUGAUGAGUUGGGAAGUUGAGGAGUGUGACGCUGAGAGUAUGUCGAGUGCGCGUGUGCAGGGAGACGAGGAUAUGAUGGGGGAGGCGUGGAGCGGCAGCGUGCGGCGGCUGCCGCGCUCGCCGAGCCCGCUGCUGCCCGCGAUCUGAGCGCGCCUCGAGCAGCCCGCGCCCCGGCCGCCGCCCGUCCGCGCCGACGCUCCCGACAUAUCGCGCAUCGCAUCAUGCUGUACAUAGCCAUCAGGACAUUGACGUCAUCACUCUGUACAUACAGUUCUUGAGGUGUAUCUGUCUCAGUAGUUCUGAACCUCUCAAAUCAUUGAUGUAUAGAAAGGGUAUUUAUGAAUAUUACGAAAUUAUACUUAAGAUACUUUUAGCUAUUCGGUAGUUUGUGUGUGGUGAAAAGUAAUUUUUCUAAUGUAAGUCUUGAACUGUACAUUGUCUAAUUUCAAUUUUAUCGUGUAAGUAAGUCAAUAUAGAAAGCUAAAUUCUAAAUACACGAGAUAGUAGAAGAAAUAUAUUAACGGCACUUCCAGAUACUUAUAUUCAGUAGUGACCAGAACACAACUUGAUAUACUAUAAUAUAUUUUUGUGAGCAUAAGUAGAUGACGUGAAAUUGUCAUUAAAUGGAACACCAAGUAGAUAGGUAUAAAAACAAAAAAUAAAACCGUAGUUUAAGAAGAGAACUUACUAUUGUGUUGGGUCUAUUUUCUAGAUUAUUGUACUUAUGUAGCUUGGAACUAACUUGCCAACAGUUGAAAGAGCCAAAGAACUGUUUAAAGACUGAAUAUUUUUUGUAUUAAUUUUGAUAAUUUUCCCUUUUUCAAAGCUACCUACAGCAUUCUGUUAUAAUAAUGCAGUUUAUAGUAGUUAGAUGAAUAUGCCGAGUUUUCUUAUUGAUAUAAUUAUUGUGCCAAAGCCUUUUAUUUGUAUCUACUAUACAAAGAAUCCAAAUCCAACAUAUGUAUAAAUACCUACUUAUGAAAAUCAUGUGAGAUAGAUUUUAAGGUUAUCGAAAACAGCGGGACUUCUUACGUUCGUAGUUAAUGUUUAACCUUGAUUUAAAAUUUUAAGAAUUAAUAUUCAUUCAUGUAAAAUAACUUACUAAUUUGGAAUUCUAUUGAUCUUUUCUUGUUAAUUUCUAGAUAUUACAAUAAAACGGAAUAAUAAACAAAAAAUAAAAUGUAACGUAAAUAAAGU
Helicoverpa zea (corn earworm) is the source of this 2556-nucleotide messenger RNA. RefSeq lists its product as uncharacterized. Gene Ontology annotation, biological process: G protein-coupled receptor signaling pathway. Lineage: Eukaryota; Metazoa; Arthropoda; Insecta; Lepidoptera; Noctuidae. The transcript is spliced from 10 exons. Gene Ontology annotation, cellular component: membrane. The record is from RefSeq and is a predicted model, not a curated record. The coding region runs from base 1 to 1506 and encodes 501 amino acids. Gene Ontology annotation, molecular function: G protein-coupled receptor activity; peptide binding.